Messenger RNA from Cydia pomonella (codling moth), 547 nucleotides. RefSeq names its product general odorant-binding protein 69a-like (gene Obp99a). Lineage: Eukaryota; Metazoa; Arthropoda; Insecta; Lepidoptera; Tortricidae. The transcript has 5 exons. Gene Ontology annotation, molecular function: odorant binding. The record is from RefSeq and is a predicted model, not a curated record. Bases 125 to 526 code for a protein of 133 amino acids. Gene Ontology annotation, biological process: sensory perception of smell.
UGAAGUUGGGUUCAAGACAGUUGCAUGUCGCGUUUAGUUUUGAAUGAAGUUAGCACCCGAUUGGUUGGUUGUUUGCAUGUGUGCGCUGCGCUCGCGCCACCGGUGUUGAAAAAACUCGUCCAAGAUGUGCGCUAUGACAGAAGACCAGAGGAAUAUAAUACAUCAGCAUUUUCAUGAAAUGGGCAUGAAAUGUAUAAAAGACAACCCUGUAUCUGCAGAGGACAUCGCCUUACUGAAAGCUAAGCAAAAGCCUACUGGGCCUAACGCCCCUUGUUUCUUAGCCUGCGUGCUCAGAUCAUCCGGUAUUAUGGAUAGUCAAGGUAUGCUGCAAAAAGAAACAAUGCUUGAAAUGGCAAAGUCAGUGUUCAACGAUCCUGAGGAAUUGAAGUCGAUCGAGGAUUACCUGCAUUCCUGCUCUCACGUGAACACCGAGGCAGUGAGCGAUGGAGAGAAGGGCUGUGAGCGUGCGAUGCUCGCACACCAGUGCAUGGUGGAUAACGCUGCUCAGUUUGGAUUCGACAUAUAAAUAAAAGGUAGAAGAAGGAGA